GAUAUUGAUGAAGUCACUGACACUGUAAAGAAUGCUUGUUUGACAAUGAUAUAUGCACAAACCUGAAACAAAUUUGUGCUACCAUCACCCAUAACAUUUUACACAGCAAUCUAAUCCAUUUAAGCAUCAAUUUCCUUUUGCAUUCUUCUGCAACCGAUCUGUCCCACACCCUGAAAGGUAAGUAGGAUGAUCCAAUCCACAACAAUACCGGGAUUCAGAUCUGAGGCAGGAGCAAGAGAGCCACAUAUCCCAAUCCAGCUAAACCGAAGCAGGAGAUCAGCACAAGAUGAACAGAGGGCAGAAAAGCCUCAGCCUUUUGCCAUCAAAGUCGAUCCACGUGACUGAAGAUGACGAUGACCACGUCCCUCUCAUCAUUGAACACAUGCACAUGCCGACAUCCACGUCCUUUUCGGUCUCCAUCCCUCCACCUCUACGAGAUGGAAACACCACAACUCCUCUUGCAUCCGCUUCCCCCAUCGGUAGUCCAUCGACUUCGCUCCACCCCAUGUCGAGCCCAUUCAUGGAUCAAUCCUCGCCCACUGCCAAUGUCCAAGCGGUCUCAAGAAGGGUCUCCGACGGCCUGCUCACCAAAUUCCCGGACACGUCGGAGUUCGACUUCGAGUACGAGAAGAGCAGCCUGUGGUCGCCUCCGGUGCGGUGCGCCACCUCCCUGAGCUCCGAAGGCGAAGUGCUUGCAGAACUGAGGGCCUCUACUGCUGGGCGCCGUCGUAGCCCAUUGAAUAAGGUCUUCCGGUGCUUCCACAGCGAAGAAGGUCGGUGGCAUGGAGGUCGAUGAGCUUCCGAACAUAGUUUGCAUGCGGUCAAUGAUUUCUUUAGGCUUGAUCUCAGAUGCUUUUUUUUGGACUCUAAGCAACAUCUCAAUCCCCAAAAUCAUCUUUUGAUUUCGAAACCUAUCAGACUUCAAAGGAAUAAAAUAUUUAUAUGUGAAUGUGAGUCUCAAUGAUGUCUCUGUCUCCAGAUACAUUCUUGCUGGAUGCAAGAUGCAAUGAUUAUAAACGUCUAACAAUUAGAGUUGUAUUCUGCUUGUUGAUUCUUAACAUUCUUCCAUUUUGCUUUUCACAUACAGGGAAAUUGAGUGGGUUGACUUGGUCAACAACUUCAGGCACAAAGUAAUUAAAUAUCACAGUCAA
Messenger RNA from Musa acuminata subsp. malaccensis (wild Malaysian banana), 1151 nucleotides. RefSeq lists its product as uncharacterized. NCBI's taxonomy places the organism in Eukaryota, Viridiplantae, Streptophyta, Magnoliopsida, Zingiberales, Musaceae. The record is from RefSeq and is a predicted model, not a curated record.